UUAUUGUUUCAUCUGCAACGGUUCUGUCUCUCUAACCUUCCUUGUGUGUCUCUUUCUCUUUCUAUCCUAGAGCCAGGAAAAAUGAUUGGCUCCCGCAAAUUGGGAUUCAUUUCUGGAUCCUUCCUGCUGCUGACACUCCUCUGGUGUGACACAGCAUUGGGCAGGGCAUCACAAAAGCAGCAACCUCAGAAGGACCAGGAGGAGACUCAGGAAGAGGUUAAGGUGGAGGCCCUACCAUCACCAUUGCCGGAUCACACUGAAAAGGUUGAAGAUCAUCAUGAAAAGAACAACCCCAGCCUGGAAGAGCAGCCCUCUCACUCGAAAUGUUUACACUGUUGUGACUCUGGCAACCCCAUGUACCAGCCAAUGCCAAUGCCAAUGCCAAUGCCUCAGAUCAAUAUCACUAUCUUAAAAGGUGAAAAAGGUGACAGAGGAGAGCGAGGCCUCCAAGGGAAAUAUGGCAAAACAGGAUCAAUAGGUGCCAGGGGCCAUGUAGGACCAAAGGGACAGAAGGGCACAAUGGGGGCUCCUGGGGAUCGAUGUAAGAACCACUACGCCGCCUUCUCAGUGGGACGGAAGAAGCCCUUGCACAGCAACGAUUACUACCAGACGCUGAUUUUUGACAUGGAAUUUGUUAACCUCUACAGUCACUUCAACAUGUUCACAGGGAAAUUCUACUGCUACGUGCCGGGCAUCUACUUCUUCAGCCUCAAUGUGCACACUUGGAAUCAGAAGGAGACUUAUCUCCACAUCAUGAAGAAUGAUGCUGAGGUGGUGAUACUUUAUGCCCAGGUGAGCGACCGAAGCAUCAUGCAGAGCCAGAGCCUGAUGUUGGAGCUUCAGGAGCAGGAUGAGGUGUGGGUACGGCUCUUCAAGGGGGAGCGGGAGAAUGCCAUCUUCAGUGAUGAGUUUGAUACCUACAUCACCUUUAAUGGGUACCUGAUCAAACACAACGCCGAGCCGUAAGCCAGCUCCUCAGCCUCUUUCCCAGUGCCAUGGCCAGCACCUUCUCUCCUUGAUAUCCAAGCACCAGGCUGAAUCCCUCCUGAAAUGCCGUUCUUCUCCUGGACUACUGUUUCCACUCCAUCUACAUUCCACAGGAUUCUUACUAAAUGAAAAAUGCUAUCUGUUCCUAAAUUUUGCAAUGCCCUUUUGUGCAACUGUAGAAAACAUAUGAAAUUAUCAGGGAGGGGAACAUAUGAGAAUCAAGGACUGGGGAUGUCCUGCCUCCAACAGGAUACAAAUCCCUUAACAGCUUAGUAAUAUAACUGAGUUUCUCAGAAGAAAUAAUUUCCACUCCUGUUACUGGAACUAAUUAGCAAACAUUAAAAGGGUUACUAAAUA
Messenger RNA from Vombatus ursinus (common wombat), 1344 nucleotides. Its product is annotated as complement C1q tumor necrosis factor-related protein 1-like. NCBI's taxonomy places the organism in Eukaryota, Metazoa, Chordata, Mammalia, Diprotodontia, Vombatidae. The record is from RefSeq and is a predicted model, not a curated record. The annotation marks the transcript as partial. Gene Ontology annotation, molecular function: protein binding. The transcript has 3 exons.